Anarrhichthys ocellatus (wolf-eel) is the source of this 5093-nucleotide messenger RNA. RefSeq names its product olfactomedin 3a (gene olfm3a). NCBI's taxonomy places the organism in Eukaryota, Metazoa, Chordata, Actinopteri, Perciformes, Anarhichadidae. The transcript has 6 exons. The coding region runs from base 107 to 1531 and encodes 474 amino acids. Gene Ontology annotation, biological process: signal transduction. The record is from RefSeq and is a predicted model, not a curated record.
GUGUGAUGCCGGUGAACGUGUGGACCCUGUGCCGCCGACGGAGCGCUCUCUCUGUGGCUCGACUACAGUAGAGACGUGGUAACGUGAACAAGAGGACAGCAGCUCUAUGGUAAAGGACUGCGCCUUGGAGAAAAGUGGCUGCCAGGAGCCCGUAAUCAUGCGGGUCCUGUUGAGCGUCCUGUACCCCGUCCUCUCCCUCACCAUCUUCGGAUUAUACCCCUCUCUGACUAUCGGCCCAAAGGAGGGCUGGCAGGUGUACAGCUCGGCCCAGGAUGCUGAUGGGCGUUGCAUCUGCACAGUGGUGGCACCAGAACAGAGCCUGUGCUCCAGAGAUGCCAAGAGCAGACAGCUCCGCCAGCUACUAGAGAAGGUGCAGAACAUGUCUCAGUCCAUUGAGGUGCUGAACCUGCGCACUCAGAGGGAUUUCCAAUAUGUCAUAAAGAUGGAAAACCAGAUGAAGGGCCUGAGGACCAAGUUCAGACAGAUUGAGGAUGACAGGAAAUCCAUCAUAGCCCGAAACUUCCAGGAGCUUAAGGACAAGAUGGACGAGCUGAAGCCCUUGAUCCCUGUACUGGAGCAGUACAAGAUGGAUGCUGCGCUCAUUUUCCACUUCAAGGAGGAGAUCAGGAACCUAUCGGCAGUGCUGACAGGUAUCCAGGAGGAGCUUGGGGCCUUUGACUACGAUGAGCUCUAUCAGCGGGUCCUACGACUGGACAGCAGGCUCCGCAGCUGUAUGGGCAAAUUAACAUGUGGGAAAUUAAUGAAAAUCACUGGACCUGUUACAAUAAAGACAUCUGGAACCCGGUUUGGGGCAUGGAUGACUGAUCCUGCAGCAUUAACCAGAAACAACAGGGUUUGGUAUAUGGACAGUUACACUAACAGCAAGAUUGUGCGUGAGUUCAAGACUAUGGACGACUUUGUAGCAGGUGUGGUUUCCCGAACCUACAGCCUCCCAUUUAAAUGGGAGGGAACCAAUCACAUUGUCUACAAUGGAUCGCUUUACUACAACAAGUACCAGAGCAACAUUAUUGUCAAGUACAGCUUCGAGACAGGCAGCGUGCUGGCUCAGCGGGCUUUGGAGUUCGCCGGCUUCCACAACAUGUACCCAUAUACAUGGGGGGGAUACUCCGACAUUGAUGUCAUGGCUGACGAACUGGGAAUGUGGGUUGUUUACGCGACCAAUCAAAACGCUGGAAAUGUCGUCGUCUCCCAGAUAGAUCCUGACACCCUGCAGGUACUGAAGACUUGGAACACCGAAUACUCCAAAAGGAAUGCGGGUGAAUCAUUCAUGAUCUGUGGGACGCUCUAUAUCACUAACUCUCACCUGUCGGGGGCAAAAGUUUACUACUCUUACUCUACGAAGACUUCAAGUUACGAAUACAUAGACAUUCCUUUCCACAACCAGUACUUUCAUAUCUCCAUGCUCGAAUACAACGCCAAAGAGAGAGCACUGUAUGCCUGGAAUAACGGACACCAGGUAAUAUUUAAUGUCACCCUAUUCCAUGUCAUAAAAACCGAUGAUGACUCUUAAACACGAUACUUUUCCAACCACGACUAAAGCACCAUCAUUUGUGAUACAAGGACCUCCAUGUUUCCUUUAGUCAAAAUGGACGAUGGUAUCUUUACUUGCCACUACUUGAACUUUUCUAAUUUGUGGCUCUGGAUUCUUGGAUGAACUAAGCAUGGACACCAAUGACUUGAUACCUUACUGGAAAAACUGAUGUACAUUUUUUUAGACUUUUUUCUUUGCUGCUGAUCUGACUGGAAUGCCUUAUUUGCUUUGUUGGGUAUGCCAACCAAACACUCUAGAAAGCUUUUGCAUGAAUGUCCACAUUUUGUCUGCAGUGAUUUCCUAUUAUAUUGCUGUGUUUUGUUGCAAAUUUGUUCAGCUAAAAGUGUUUGCAUUUCUGUCUAUUUAAAAGUCUAUUUAAAACUAUUUAAAAAUGAAAGGCAACCAACUUCUCCUUCAUAUUUGCUACCACAUUAAGCUAGCAAAUUAUGAAAUGUAGUAGCUCUUUUAAAGAGUGGCCUUUAAGAUAUUGCUGUCAUGUAUGUAACUGUAAGAACAUUUGUAUUUUUUAUAAAAGAAAACCAUAUGAGAAGACCUGUGCAUUUUCAUUCAAAUUAAAAUAUUGUACAUUUCAUUAAAAUGGUUUUGGCUGGUAAAAUGUACAUCUGCUAUUUGAUCCAUGAUUGUAAUGAAUCAAGCCUAUUCCAAUCAGGAAACUAUGAUUCCAACACUGAAACAUUAAUCUGUCUUUUACGUUGUUUUUGAUAAAUUGAAACACAAAAAAACUGUUUGAGAAGGCAGGUUCACUGAAAUGAAUAAACGGGAGUCACACCCAUAAUUUAAGGAGGUUAUUAUGGUGCUAAGGAUAACAUGGACAUACAUAAUAAAAAUACCCCUUCUUUAUAUUUUUCAAUAUAAGGACGAAUUUGAAUAGAUAGUGGUAACUGAUGCUCGUGGUGACUAUCUCUCAAGAAGGAAGUGAUUUUCUUCCUCUCAUCAUGUGGCAUUGAGAGUCAUCCUUUUGGCAUUUCAAUCAGCAUGAAGUGGCAAUAAACCGCUGAGAUGAUUCACAGUGUUCACUAGAAUUUACUUCUUCUCACCAUCGUGUCUCCACAGUAUCUUCAAUAACAAGGAGACGUGUGCUUUAUGGUACCUGAGGUUGGGUUUUGAUGAUUUUUUUAUGGGUAAACACAGUCACGUCUUCACGCACAUAUAAUGAAACACGCCUGAGGCAAAGCACAUUUGCAUGCACACUCAUAAACAGACACAGACACACGGUUGGAGGUAAUCUGUAAAUUUUAUCAACCCUCAUCAGUAAUCACAGGGAACUGCAACAUCAGUGACUGGCCUCUGACACAGCCUACAAUGGCUUUUAAUUCAAAUUAAAAAAAAGUUUUCUCUGUUAAAAGCAGUAAGUUAGCUAAUUAGAGAAGAGAUUUAAAAAAUGUCUUGAGACAAGAUCACCUGCAAUUAAAAUACAGCUUUGUAAUUAUCUUUGUUUUGGUUUGAGAAUGAAGAUUUGUUAGCCUCUGUAUGGCCUUUCUGAGUCUAUGGGUUUACAAUAUCACCUGACUAUGUGAUCGGGAUCUUAAACAGCUCUCUCUGCUGUUCUUCUUCAUUUAUUGAUUCCCCCAUCUCGCGGUCCAGGCUACAAGUGUCACUCAGUAAAAUGAUGUGCAUCCCCAUUGUAUCUCAAACUACACGAUUGACAACAAUGGGGAAAAAUGACCAAAAUCUUCAUCGGGGGAUCUUUAUUAAAUAUAAAAUGGCUCAUGCAGAGAGCUUUAUUAGCAUUGAUUUCUCCACUCUUCCAUACACAGCAUGCGGCUGUUUGGAUGGCUGGACGCUUGUUCAUAGAGACAGGAGCAUCAGAUCAAAGUCUGCAUGUUUGACCACACGCAUCUUUAUCUGUGCUCAGCGGCUGUCACAGGAUACACAACAGGCUGGAUUCGCUCCAGUGGUUGCUAUAUCAGACUGUAUCAGAACCGGCCUGCAUUGACUUCAGGCUGUUGGCCUCACCUGUGAUGUUUGUUUUUUGAUUGGGCUCAUUUGGAUUCUUUUAUAGUCGAAAGCUGAAGAAGUAGCCGUGCCAAGUGGGAAACUGACAAACACAGAAACCACGCUAUUAGGAAGUGGCAUGACCGUUCUCUAUUUUCUAAAUACAAUAAACGGUAAUUUGGAUUUAUGUCAGACAAGCGAUCAAAUUCAGAAAUAAAAAAUGUUAAGGCCAUAGAUCAUGGUAUAAUGUAAACACAGGUGUGUUUAAGUGUGGCUAUGGCUGGUCUUUGGAACCAUGAACGAUUCCAAAACGUACCAUGCAGUCAGGCAACAGAAAAUAAAUACUAUAGAAGAUUUUUUUAUGUGAAUACGGUAUGAUAGUCAGUGAUAAUAUGGUAUCAUUAUUGAAAGUUGUGCAUUUUGAUCUGCAUGUUCGCUAGUGUAUUGGAGAGCUACUCUGAAAGACCAUUUUCAGACCACCUUAGUCACCCCAUUUAAAUGGCACAAACGCCGGAUGUCACCAUUUACAAAAAUUACUUCUCAUUACAAAUACAAAUUCCAUGUAUUCACACACAUAACACCCGCAGCACAUUUAAAACACCAUACUAUAUUCCCACAGUAAAUUCAGAAAUGCCAGUAGUUGUUUAUCACACAUGCUCUCUGUUGCUCUCUCAUAGUUGUGUGAAGGAUUUGUGGAAUCUAAUCGAACACGUUCUGUACCAUAACGGUGCCUUCUGGUGUAUUUCAGCAGAGGGGAUCAAUUGGGAUUGUUCUGUGGUUCCUUUUCAUUGAUCCAGACAUGGCUUUGCGGGGCUGCUGCACACCGUUCCAUUUCAGCUAAAUUAAUGGAAGUUCCCAAGAAAAGUCGUUUUGUUCACAUGCUGUAAUGAUUAGGUGGUAUCUGUCAAUAAUCCCACUGAGUUCAUAAUUGAUUUCAAAUUCACCUCAUCCUGGAUUAGGACUACAAACCAGGCUGCUUUGAAACUUCUUCCUUCAAUUCUUUUUAAAACUUUUACCUCGAAGGACUUGUGCUCAGACUCACUUUUCUGCAUUAUUUUGUUUUCGGUGUCAUCUGUCCAGAUUUGAUUGCUCAGGGCCUUAUGAUGUAUUUUAAUUCCCUCGGAAGUUGGGAAGCUACAACAAAAGUGAAUGUCUGCUGCACUUUUAAGUAAUUUGCUUGAAGUCAACGAAAGGAGGCAGGAAACACCUGCCAGAACUAUUUUACAGUCUCGCAACAAAACAACUUCUAUCUUGGCUGACACAUCAACAAAAGAGAUUGAAGUUUCUCUGAUGAAUUCUAAUUGUAUUGUGAAAUCCUCCCUGUCAUCUCCUCAAAGCCCUAAUGUAAUAUACGUUUUAUGAAAAACAUCCACAGCCACUUCAGCAAAGUGAAAGUUAAGGUGCCACGGUACAGUCUUGUAGAAUGCUCUCUUUCUCUCUCUUUCUUUUGAUCUCUCGCUCUCUUUCUGUCUCCAUAUUUUGGAGUUUCAUAGCCAGAGGCUGUGAAAUGAUCUCAUAGCAUAGAUAAUUAUCAUGUCUCCCCGAGUAAACGUUGUGGCUCUUAAGCCUUGUAAUUUAAUUAAUU